AUGCAAAGGCAAGUUGGCCGAGCACGAGGCGGCGGCCGCGGUCGAGAAGAAGGGAGCGGAGAUGAAAACAUCCGUGCAAGCGCUUCGCAGGGCCACAAUCAAUCGCGCCAAGGACGAGGGCAAGACGGCCGAGCACAAGGCGGUGUUGAAGCCACCGCCCCAGGAAGCGUUUUGCAGGACCGGCGUCAAUUGAACCAAGGACGAGGGCAGGAGAGCCGUGCACGAGGUGGCGGCGGAGACAGCCGCGGUGAAGAUGGUGUAGCUGAGACUUUUGAUGGCGCGAAUGCUACCAGUAGCGAUGCCCAGAGUAGCGAUGACGGGCCCGAAGAUGGCGUCGGUGAAGCACAAGUUGAAGAUCAAGGCGUGAUGCAUCAUGUCACAGCGGAUUUGUCCGAUGGCGAACACCCGUGCAAGAUUGGGCGCCUCCGGUACACUAAGAGGGGGUUCCUCAAAGGCAAGGUGAAGUGGACCGACUCGGAGAUUCCGUUUGGCUACGUACGGAAGAGCGACAAAAUCGGUAUUGAGAAUGAGGAACGUGACGAUCGAGUCGAGCGUCGAGCGUCCAACCUCCCAGCCCCCGCUCGUCCGCCAGCCAGUAGCAGUAGCAGUUCAUGCAGCAGCAACUCUGAUAACGACGACGAUAGCAACUACGUGCUAGUGAAAGCCCUGGCGGCAGCCCAAUUGACAGCAGCUCCGGAAGUGAUUGAAGCUAUACGAUGA
Molecule: messenger RNA, 720 nt
Organism: Phytophthora sojae
Lineage: Eukaryota; Oomycota; Peronosporomycetes; Peronosporales; Peronosporaceae
Exons: 1
Coding region: 1-720 (239 amino acids)
Source: RefSeq, a predicted model, not a curated record